Cyanistes caeruleus (blue tit) is the source of this 1345-nucleotide messenger RNA. RefSeq lists its product as uncharacterized. NCBI's taxonomy places the organism in Eukaryota, Metazoa, Chordata, Aves, Passeriformes, Paridae. The record is from RefSeq and is a predicted model, not a curated record.
CCGCCUCUCAUGGCAGCACGGCUGCUCCGCCGCGCCAAGCUCAGCGGCGGCCGCAGCCUGCCCAGCUCAGCACUGAAUGCCCAGCUCGGCAUUGAAUGACACUCCGGGGCUGUUUUUCGCUCACGUUGAUGCCAGAGUUCCCGGUUUCCCAGCGGGUGCAGACACAGCCCGGCCCUUCCCGGUCUGCGCUGGCGGUCCCUCGGCCCACGAGCGGAACCGGGCAGGGGCAGGACGGAGCUUCACCCCUGUGGGACUGGCCACGAACCGUGCUCCUGGCUGCGGCCCUGCCCUCCCACCGGGCCUGCCCGUGCCGUCGUGGCCGCGGCGCCUGUGGGGAGCGAAAACUUGUCUCCACACACCGGGCACCUCAGCGGUGUCAGCACAGCCAGCACACCUGAAUGUGCUCCUUGUUCCUUCCUGGCACUCCCUCCUACCAGACAGAUUCCUGCAGUCAAAACAUUUCGGGUGCAAAGCAGCUCAGCAGCCUGAGCUGCAGUCCUACUGCACUGACAGAUGUAUCCAAGAAGAACCAAAGAGCUUGGAAGAGUGGCUGAAACUAUGGAGCAGCAAAUCCUCAUUCUGCUUACUCGCUGCUGUCUCUGGACUGGCAGAAGAGCAGGGUACCUCCACUAAAGGAGCUGCUCCCAAAAUUACAGGUUCCUGCUAUUCCAGAUUAGUCACUCCGUGUGCAUGAGUGCAAACUGAACAGCCAGCAGUGAAAACACACACAUUUCCCAGAUGCAAACAGGCAUUUCUGUUUGAGAACCUAGUGGAUGUGGGAGACCAGAACUGAUUCCAUGAUUCACAUCCCCACCAAGGAGGCAAUUGUGUUCCAAAAUGCCCUGUGUACUGUAGAGUACAACCUUCCAUGCAGAAACUCACUUCUCCUUUGCUGUCUAUAGUGUGUGUCAUGGAAAAAAAAUGAGAUUAUAGAAGAACAUCUGAGAUGGUCUCUGGAAGUUGUGUCUCCUGGUAGCAGUUCAUGUUUACAGUAUUUCCCAGUGAAUGGUGGUACCUGCAGUUUCUCCUGCUCCACAGUGACACAAUGCUGGGCAUUUGGUCAACGAACAACUCUUCAGAGUCCUGUUAGAGCAAAAUACUUUGGCAUGUACUUUGUCUGCACUGUGAAACAUUACUUGUUUUGAACACAGAAGUUAUACUUUGUCAUUGUGAGAAACUGUUCUAAAAAAACCUGAAUACGUACCUUGGGUGUUGGGGGCGUGGGUUUUCCUUCCUUUUUCUUCUACAAAAAUAUGGAUCUUUGCAUCUGUAUGAUAUAUUCCCAAGAUGUGUGUACAACUCAUUUCUUUGAUGUGUGGGUAUCUCUAAGUUCCUCAGGUGAAAG